AUGAGCGCCGCUGUCGUCUCGAGCCAUUUCGUGGCUGAAAAAGUCAAGGCGCUGUGUGUGCUAAGUGACGUACGCUACACAUCGUCCGAGACGUCCCUGAGCAAGUAUGAGGCCCUUCCUGUAGUAGCGUCCGGCGGCUGGGACAACGAGACCAAUCACAUCACGCUGCACGCGCCUGUGCGUCAGUCACUGGACGAGCGGGAGCUGGACAAAGAACGAAGAUCGAGCGAUGUACAGGCGUGCGAGUUGAAGACUGUGGCUGAGACGGAGCACGAGGGAGACGUGAACGCGUUACAGUUUGUGGCCACUCGAGACAAGAAGUUGCUGGUCAGCGCAUCGUCCAUGGGCGGCAUCUUUGCUUAUUGUGUGUCGUCCAGCACUGCAGGUGAUGAUUCUGUCAUGACGGAUGAAGAGGCGGACAAGCCGUUGGACGUGCAGGUGAUACCGCAGUGGGAACGAGUGUUUGCUGGCACUGCAGCGACGUGCGUCGAGGUCAGUGAAGCUCGCACGAGUCUCGUGACUGCCAGUGCUGAUGGAGCUCUGGCGUGGCUGAAGCUGGACGACGUUGCGAGCGUCGUCCAAAUCGAGAACAAUGACGUGAGUAGACUCCCGAUCAAUGCAGUGAAGUUUCUCGGUCGCGACUCGGUCGUUGCUUCUGUCGGCUCAACUCCAGCCAACCAGCUACGGAUUUGGGACCUCGCAGCAAACAACCAGUUCCCUGUCGCAACCUCUGCCGAUUCUCGUUCACAAGCCUUCUUGACUACGCUCGAGACCCACCCAACGCGGCCCGAGCUACUUAUCACAGGAGCUGCUGACGGUUCUGUUAGCUUGUGGGAUCGCCGUAAACUUGCUGCACCGUUCCGGACUGAUACACACCACCAUCGUGCCGUACGAGCGCUGAAGAUCCACUCUGCGUGUCCUCGGUACCUUUACACGGGUAGUGACGACAGCGUGGUGAACCGCUGGGACUUUCACCAUGGUCGCAAUCGCUGCGAUCCAGUCGAAUACGAGCGAUACAGCGGAUCUGCUAGCAGCCAGAGCCAGAGUGCGACCCCGUUCUGCUCUCUUGCCACUUCACUCAACGAAUGUUUCGAGGGACCGAGGCGCCUCCACGUCGAGCAGCUCACUUCUGGGUCCCAGCCAUGGAACGCUUUGGCGAUUCACGCUGAGUCGGAUGUGCUUGUUGCAGGCUCGGACGCACAGGUCAUAGCGAUUGUGCAGAACGUGUCACAGUGGAAGCAGUAG
Molecule: messenger RNA, 1245 nt
Organism: Peronospora matthiolae
Lineage: Eukaryota; Oomycota; Peronosporomycetes; Peronosporales; Peronosporaceae
Source: the annotation of a GenBank genome assembly